This is a messenger RNA of Labrus mixtus (cuckoo wrasse), 3917 nucleotides long. RefSeq names its product gamma-aminobutyric acid receptor subunit beta-2. NCBI's taxonomy places the organism in Eukaryota, Metazoa, Chordata, Actinopteri, Labriformes, Labridae. The transcript is spliced from 10 exons. Gene Ontology annotation, molecular function: extracellular ligand-gated monoatomic ion channel activity; neurotransmitter receptor activity; GABA-A receptor activity. The coding region runs from base 230 to 1807 and encodes 525 amino acids. The record is from RefSeq and is a predicted model, not a curated record. Gene Ontology annotation, biological process: monoatomic ion transmembrane transport; nervous system process; chemical synaptic transmission. Gene Ontology annotation, cellular component: GABA-A receptor complex; membrane; neuron projection.
UACCACAGCAUGCCCCACAGGAACUUGCAGUCUUAGUUCUCCUUUAAAUUCCUCCGUGUCUGGGUACUACCUCUUCCACUAACAGCAGCGGUAGCAGCAGCGCCGCUUCUUGAUGUUGUGGUUGCUAGUACGCAUGCGCCCGGCAUUGGAAUUACUGCACUGGCGAGAAUAAGUUGCACCUCGUCUCUCUUCACUAAAAGAAAAAAAAAAAAAAACACGUAAAAUAAGUAUGGCAGUUUUCAAAGUAAGAAGAAUCAUGUGUUUUUGCGUGUGGUUGUUUCCUCUCGUAGUGACUGUGGUGAGCGCCCAAAGUACCAAAGUCAAUGACCCAAGCAAUAUGUCCGUGGUUAAAGAUACGGUGGAUAGAGUGUUAAAAGGUUAUGAUAUACGACUGAGACCAGAUUUCGGAGGUCCUCCGGUUGGAGUGGGAAUGAAUAUUGACAUAGCAAGCAUAGACAUGGUAUCAGAAGUCAAUAUGGACUACACAUUGACGAUGUACUUCCAGCAGGCCUGGCGAGACAAGCGGCUGUCCUACUCUGAGAUCCCGCUCAACCUGACCUUAGAUAACCGGGUGGCGGAUCAGCUCUGGGUUCCGGACACCUACUUCCUCAACGACAAGAAAUCGUUUGUCCACGGUGUCACUGUGAAGAACAGAAUGAUCCGGCUGCACCCGGAUGGUACUGUCCUGUACGGUCUAAGAAUCACGACCACCGCUGCUUGUAUGAUGGACCUUAGAAGAUAUCCACUGGAUGAGCAGAACUGCACACUGGAGAUCGAAAGUUAUGGUUACACUACAGAUGACAUUGAGUUCUACUGGCGGGGAGGAGACAAGGCCGUGACGGGGGUGGACCGAAUUGAGCUGCCCCAGUUCUCCAUUGUGGACCACAAGCUCAUCUCCAAGAAUGUCGUCUUCUCCACAGGUGCUUACCCUCGCCUGUCCCUGAGUUUCAAGCUGAAGAGAAAUAUCGGCUACUUCAUCUUGCAGACAUACAUGCCUUCUAUACUUAUCACCAUCCUCUCCUGGGUCUCCUUCUGGAUCAACUAUGACGCCUCUGCUGCCCGAGUGGCUCUAGGUAUAACCACGGUGCUCACAAUGACUACCAUCAACACCCACCUGAGAGAAACCCUCCCUAAAAUCCCCUACGUCAAGGCCAUUGACAUGUACCUCAUGGGCUGUUUUGUCUUUGUAUUCAUGGCUCUGCUCGAGUACGCGCUGGUAAACUACAUCUUCUUUGGACGAGGCCCUCAGCGUCAGAAAAAGGCAGCUGAAAAAUCAGCGAUAGCCAACAACGAAAAAAUGAGGAUGGAUCCAAACAAGUGGUUGGUGGGGAAUGUCGUUGGCAGAGAUGACACUCUGUAUGCAAGAAUGAAACAAAGGGAUCUUGAUGGACAUGACUCCAUAUGGGAACCAAUCUUUGUGGAUGAUACAGCACUUGGACUUGGCGAUCAAAAGAACAAGAUGGACCCACAUGAGAACAUCCUUCUGGGCACCCUGGACAUCAAGAACGACAUGGGGGUUUCAGAGCUGGCUCUGGGUCUCAAUGACCCAAGAAAUACCAUGCUGACAUAUGACAGUUCAACCCUUCAGCACCGCAAAGCAGGACUGGCCAGGCACAACUUUGGCCGAAACACACUUGAGUGUCACAUGACUCAGAAGAAGAGUAGACUACGGAGGCGUGCGUCUCAGCUAAAGAUCACCAUCCCAGACUUGACUGACGUAAACAUUAUUGACAGAUGGUCGAGGAUGAUCUUCCCUACUGUCUUUUCCUUCUUCAACAUUGUUUACUGGCUUUACUACGUCAAUUAAAAGAAGAGGACAUCAGUGAGUGCAAGAACAAACAGCAAAAUAUGUUGCUCAUUUCUUGUUUGUAACUGGUUUGUUUCAUUUUUUUGUGUGAUUUGGAAAAACUGGACUGAGUAACCAUAUUCAGGACCAGCUCCAUCAUAUCAUGGAAUACCGCAUUUGCUGGCUAACACAUGAAAACCUUAUAAAAGAGAGAUUACAAACAUAUAAGGUGCCUCUACCUGAGUAGUUGCUAACGAUUUUAUGUAUUUUGUGAAUUGUGUAUCUAUUUUCAAAGGUUUAUUUGCAUAUUUCUUGUGUUUUUAUCAUGUUAAAUUAACAGCAUACUAAUAUUUUGCCAAAAAAAAAAAUCAGUUAGAUACGAAUUAAUCAACAACCAUCAUCUCUCACUGACAUCACUUAAAAAGUGCUGACACAUGUUUCAGGUCAUCCAGGUAUUCUAUGUUUAAUAACAUCAAAGAAACUACAUUUCUUGGUACAAAAAUCAUUUGAUACUAACGUUAUAAGGGCCCCUCAGUUCACAGUUUAUAGCAUUGUGUAUUCAAAAGAUAUCUAUAAUAAGCUUUUUCUACUCAAGUGUGCUAGUAGAGUUUUUAUUUUACUUAUUUCAUAGCAUAUUCUUAGUUUCUCAAUCAUGUCCAUUGGAUUGCAGGUUAAAUGAACUUACAUCAUUCCAAAAGUACAAAGUGUUUACAUGGACUGCACUUCAGAAAAGUGCUGACGGUCAGAAAAAGUCAUAAUAUAGAAAGCAAAAGUAUUGGAAAAGCUAAAGGAAAGAUGAACAAGGAAGGAAAAAUAAAUCACACAUUUUGCUUCAGCUACAUUGGUUUUACUUUUAUAAAUCUUAUAAAUUGUCAAUAUUGAAAUUUAAGCCCAAAGUACAAAUAAAUGAUAUGGAUGGCCUAUCCAUUGUAGAGCCUCAAACAACGAUGGUAAUUUCACCUGCGCAGCAUUUAUUAACAGAAUAAUAGACAAACAGUAUUCCCCUUUUGGAUACAUUUGUAAAACUCUGAAAAAUAGUUCACUUAUGCCGAACUUGCUUUUUGAUAACUGUGGUUCAAAGGUUCAUGAAGAUCACAAAUAGUGAAGCUAAAGGGGUGAUUAGGCCUACAGAGAGGCGCGAAUAAAAAGCACAAGAAUGACUUUUAUUUUUGUUACCAGUGUUUUACUGUAUCUGCCUCCUAAAACCUAUUAUCAUUUUCAGAGGUUUAAACCUUUAACACUCACAGCCACCUACUGUGUCCAAUUUUUUUUUUAAAAGAGUGACUUAAGGAGAUAGCCGUAAUUCCAAAUGAACUUAUUAUAUAACCACAAACUAUUGAGUGAUAUCAUUUACUUUUGACUGUAUGAUUACAUGGAAGGUUUUUUAAAGGAUUUUGCACACAAGUUCUGUACCGUAUUUCUUCUGAUACCUGGUGCUUAUUGGAGCUUUUUAUUAAUAAGACCAUGAUCAUAAUGUAAGAUUUAAUUACAACAAUGAUGAAAUGUAAACAUACAACUAGGGCUGCAAUACACAAGACUGCCAUCCCCCCCUCAGCCAUACUGUCUGUAUGAAUGAACUCUAGUGUUAGAGCCUCUUCUACAUAAACAUUAAGUACCAAAUCAUACAUUAGAGUGAAAUACAAACUGUCUAAAGUCAGAGGAGCAAAAAUGAAUAGUUGACAGGUAAAAAAGACAUGGUUCCUCUUUUAAAAAAAUAGGAACAAGUAGCUGGAGCCUUUGUCUCCUCUGUCCCAAGUGCUUCUACCAAGUUCAUCUCAAAGAGCAAAGAUCUUAUUCAAAAAGGACUAUCGCUCUAAGUAUGCUAUUCCUUUUGUUCGUAAAUGUGUGAGAGAACUUUACAAACAUUAGUAUUCUACUUGUUUACUUACAAAUGUAGCUUCAUACAGUUAUGUCUCACUGCAUGCUGUGUAUAGUAGAUCAGUAGUUCUCAACUGGUCUAGCCUCAGGACCCACCGCCAACUCCUUAAUAAGAAAUCACAACCCAAGUUUCAGAUAUUUUUCAACCAAUGGGAUUUGUUUUAUGAACAUUUUAGCAGUUUGGACCUCAGAAAGCAAAAACGUGUUUUAAAAGUGAUUUUUAGACUAUUUGUCACUUUUUUUCCCAGGCACA